This is a messenger RNA of Penicillium longicatenatum, 207 nucleotides long. RefSeq lists its product as uncharacterized. Bases 1 to 207 code for a protein of 68 amino acids. NCBI's taxonomy places the organism in Eukaryota, Fungi, Ascomycota, Eurotiomycetes, Eurotiales, Aspergillaceae. The transcript has a single exon. The record is from RefSeq and is a predicted model, not a curated record.
AUGGCCGCGAUCAAGCCCCCUCGUAAGGGCCAGCCAAGGGAAAAGGACUGUGUUCACGGCCAGGCCCGGUGGCCGGCUGGUUUAUUGACAGCCCGCGCAAGAUUCUUAAAUCAAGAUCGAGGUGUCAUGUGCGAGGUGAGGGUGCGGAGGAAGCUUUGCGGACUCAUGCGAUUCCCCGAAAAGAUCGAUUGGAGAAGGGAAGUGUGA